GCGACCGGAGAGCUGUGGCUAUGACUGCCCGCGGGACCGCGAGCCGCUUCCUGGGGAGUGUCCUGCACAACGGGCUGGGUCGCUACGUGCAGCAGCUGCAGCGGCUCAGCUUUAGCCUCAGCCGUGAUGCGCCCUCGUCCCGCGGCGCCAGGGAGUUCGUGGAACGGGAGGUGACCGACUUCGCCCGCCGGAAUCCCGGGGUCGUCAUAUAUGUGAACCCGCGGCCGUGCUGUGUGCCGAGAGUAGUGGCCGAAUACCUUAAUGGGGCUGUGCGCGAGGAGAACCUGAACUGCAAGUCGGUCGAGGAGAUCGCCACACUGGUGCAGAAGCUGGCCGACCAGUCGGGCUUGGACGUGAUCCGCAUCCGCAAGCCCUUCCACACGGACAGUCCUAGCAUCCAGGGUCAGUGGCACCCCUUCACCAACAAACCGACAGCACUGGGCGGGCUGCGCCCUCGAGAGGUCCAGAAUCCUGCCCCGACCCAGCGGCCAGCACAAUGAAGACCAACUCCAUACCCAUAGUUUGGACUCUCACUCCAGCAGAGGUGGUUCCUGCUCCUGGUUUGCUUCACGGGAGAUAGAUGGAGUCCACCAAUGGGUACUUUUGCUUGGGAUAAAGAAGAGCUGCCUGUCUGUUUUGAUGUCCACCGUUAGGGGCAGGGACUGUGAGUCUCCUCAUUCUUAGCCAGUUGACAUCCUGAAACCUGAGAAUCUUCAGAGAUUUGACUUGGUCUUCAUUUCUUAAAUCCAAAUCAAUAAUAGUGAUCUCAAAGCACAGUGAGGGCUUUCAAGGCUGGCUUCUGAAGAAUUCCUUUUGGCUUGUUUCUGUAGCCAGUGACCAAGAGAGUCUGCUGUGAGCCUGGCAUUGGGCUAGGCCCUUUAUAUCUAUGUGAAUGUUGUGUGCAGAUUAGAAAACUGAAGUUGAUAAAUUUGCCAAGGUCACACUUGAAGUCUGCUUCAAAAUAACACCAAUUUUUGACUUCUAAAACCAGAAGCAAAUGAAUAAUAACUCUUCAGGAUGGUGUAGUAUCAAAGGCCAUAUGAUUAAUCUAGGCUUAACCCUUGGAAAGAGUGAUUCUCAGACCAUCUGAUUAAUAGGCAACAUCUUCUAGAACUAGGGAGGGGAGGAGAUGAUGAGAAAAAGAGCCAGGAGGUAACAACCUAGAAACUUUUGUAUGAAUUCUUGAAUUGUCAUUAAUUUUGUCAUCCCCUUAUCACCAUGAUCAGUAAAUAGUGAUCAUUUUAAAAAGCCUGUGUGCCUGCUCAGGACAAACAGGAUGGAAGCUGAGGAUCCCACCUUCUGCAAAAUUAAAAAAAUAAU
Budorcas taxicolor (takin) is the source of this 1320-nucleotide messenger RNA. RefSeq names its product mitochondrial ribosomal protein L43 (gene MRPL43). NCBI's taxonomy places the organism in Eukaryota, Metazoa, Chordata, Mammalia, Artiodactyla, Bovidae. Gene Ontology annotation, molecular function: structural constituent of ribosome. Gene Ontology annotation, biological process: mitochondrial translation. The record is from RefSeq and is a predicted model, not a curated record. The coding region runs from base 21 to 500 and encodes 159 amino acids. The transcript is spliced from 3 exons. Gene Ontology annotation, cellular component: mitochondrial large ribosomal subunit.